GCGGUUUGAACGAGACGAAGACGGAACCGGAGCCGCGCGCUGGCCAGUGGACGCGGUUCCACCGAGAGCCGAAGAUGGCAGUGAACGUAUACUCGACGUCAGUCACCAGUGAUAACCUAAGUCGACAUGACAUGCUGGCCUGGAUCAAUGAGUCUCUGCAGUUGAAUCUGACAAAGAUAGAACAGUUGUGCUCAGGAGCUGCAUAUUGUCAGUUUAUGGACAUGCUGUUCCCUGGCUCCAUUGCCUUGAAGAAAGUGAAGUUCCAAGCCAAGUUAGAACAUGAAUAUAUCCAGAACUUUAAAAUACUACAAGCAGGUUUCAAGAGGAUGGGUGUUGACAAAAUAAUUCCUGUGGAUAAAUUAGUUAAAGGAAAGUUUCAGGACAAUUUUGAAUUUGUUCAGUGGUUCAAGAAGUUUUUUGAUGCAAACUAUGAUGGAAAAGAUUAUGAUCCUGUAGCUGCCAGACAAGGUCAAGAGACAGCAGUGGCUCCUUCCCUUGUUGCUCCAGCUCUGAACAAACCGAAGAAACCUCUCGGCUCUGGCAGCACAGCUCCGCAGAGACCUAUUUCAACACAGAGAACUACUGCAGCUCCUAAGCCUGGCCCAGGGAUGGUGCGAAAGAAUCCUGGUGUGGGCAAUGGGGAUGACGAAGCAGCUGAAUUGGUGCAGCAGGUCAAAGUAUUGAAGCUUACUGUCGAAGACUUGGAGAAAGAGAGAGAUUUCUACUUCGGAAAGCUUAGAAACAUUGAAUUGAUUUGCCAGGAGAAUGAAGGGGAAAAUGAUCCUGUAUUACAGAGGAUUGUAGACAUCCUUUAUGCUACAGAUGAAGGCUUUGUGAUACCUGAUGAAGGGGUCCCGCAGGAGGAACAAGAAGAGUAUUAAACAGCCUGGACCAGCAGAGCAACAUCCGGAUUCUUCACUCCAAAUCAUGUGCUUAACUGUUAAAUCUCCCUUUUAUUAUUAGAGGAUUCACUGGUUUCUUUUCAUGAGCAAAAAGUACCUCUUCUUCAAAGUGCACUUUGCAGAAGUUUCACUCCUUUUCCAAUGAGUUUGAGUUAGGAGCUGUGACCUUGUAGCAGAGCAGUAUUAACAUCUAGGUGGUUCACCGGGGUAACAAAGAGGCUGACCGUGGGGCUCACCGUGUGGACGCUGGUCACUGGUUGCUGGAGAAGGUGCUUUUAUGUAAUACACUGAGGUGUAUGUAAAGACUGAAUUGAAUUUUAAGCUAAUGUGAAAUCUUGGCAGAGAACAUUUUAAUAAAUAAAUGCCUUAAGAGUAUUUAAAAUAUGCUUCCAUAUUUCAAAAUAUAAAGUGUAACAUGACAGGAGAUUUUAAGUGUCUGACAUGUGUCUGGGAAGGAAGGGCCAGACUUUGAAACAUUUGGAACCUGCUGCCACGGGCCUUACAGAGCUGCUUGCUCCUCAUAGGCUUUGUCUUUGGCCCAAAAGGAAAGUUGAAAAAGUCGCUCUGUAAAACCAUUGGGUGUCACUGAUCAGUUGCAUCCCUGCUAAAAGCAGGUGGCGGGAUUGCCUGGUGCAUAGAGGUGUGUUUCAGCCCUGAGAUGUUGGAGAUGAAAAGCUCAAUUCUCAUUGAGCGUUCAUCUGGUGAUUUUUUCCAACUAUACCCAAAAUUAUAUAGUAUGUUUUUUGGAAAUUGAGGAAUGUUCAUUUUUUUUAACCUAAUAAGUUAGAGGACUUGCCCACAUCUCUGGGAUUUGAAUGGGCAUUGUGUCCCAUCUUACUGUCUUUUGAGUUUACAUUUAACAUAUUUCUCUUCUCUGCUCCCCUUGACCUCUGGGGAUUCUUCUCUGGCUCCUUCAGUUUGCUGCUGAGCAUUGAAAAUACAGCAGGCAGGUGAUCAUGCUGCAAGUUCUUGCAGGACUUCUGGCAAAGGGAGUGACCAGUGAAGGCCACCACUACCUUGGGAUCUACAAGGCUGGGGUGUCUUCCUUAUCUGCUGUUCACAGCUCUCCAUUGUCACCCGAACACUUUGCCAGUGCACUAAUCUCUUUGGAGAUAAAAUUCACUAGUUUGUUACUAAAUGUUAAUUUUUUUUUUUUUGCAGAAAAUAACAGUACCAUGUCUGAAUUAAGUAUUAAUAUUUAAAAUAUCUCAUUCCUUAACUCUUCUUCAAUUGCUUUGCCCACAGCCUGUUCAGUUCCUUUGUUGGCAGAAUUCUGCAAAAUGUACGUUACCCACUACUGACAUUGUUCAGCCCCUGAUGUGUUUGUAUUGAUUGGUUUCUGGUGGUAGCUUGUCCUAAAAUGUGUGUAGAAAACAGGUAUUUUAUGACAGGAUUGUGUAGUGCAUGCUCUGUGUGGAUUUCAGAGGAAAACCCAGAUUCAGUGAUUAACAAUGCCAAAAAAAUAAUGCAAGUAACUAGCCAUUGUUCAAAUGACAGUGGUGCUAUUUCUCCUUUGUGGCCUUUUAGACUUUUGUUGCCCCUAAAUUCCAUUUUAUUGGGAAUCCAUUUUCCACCUGGUCUUUCUUGACAGGGUUUUUUUCUACUUUAAACAGUUUCUAAAUAAAAUUCUGUAUUUCAA
Jaculus jaculus (lesser Egyptian jerboa) is the source of this 2541-nucleotide messenger RNA. It is a transcript of the gene Mapre1, whose product is annotated as microtubule associated protein RP/EB family member 1. Gene Ontology annotation, biological process: protein localization to microtubule plus-end; spindle assembly; regulation of microtubule polymerization or depolymerization. Lineage: Eukaryota; Metazoa; Chordata; Mammalia; Rodentia; Dipodidae. Gene Ontology annotation, molecular function: microtubule plus-end binding. The record is from RefSeq and is a predicted model, not a curated record. Bases 75 to 881 code for a protein of 268 amino acids. Gene Ontology annotation, cellular component: microtubule plus-end; spindle midzone; microtubule organizing center. The transcript is spliced from 7 exons.